This is a messenger RNA of Suillus bovinus, 984 nucleotides long. RefSeq lists its product as uncharacterized. Lineage: Eukaryota; Fungi; Basidiomycota; Agaricomycetes; Boletales; Suillaceae. The coding region runs from base 345 to 848 and encodes 167 amino acids. The transcript has 2 exons. The record is from RefSeq and is a predicted model, not a curated record.
UCCAUGCCUGACAGCGCUGCGCUUGAAUACAAUUGUCGGUUCGAUGUUGCUGCAUACACCACUGUAUCAUUUGGAUACGAUCUAUCAAUCAUAUUCACGAGCAUGCUUGUUGAGUGAUACCGUGCAUAGCUACUCUCCCGGUGCUCGAGGAGCCUCGCAGUACGCUUUCCAUACCACUACUUACUGGAAUACACGACGAGUGGAUGAAUAUUGCGUAUCAUGUUGCCCUUCUAUUUGAUCUGCAAGGCUAGAACUGAGGAAGCAGUCAUUGACUCAAAGCUACAGGUAUCAAAAUCAUUAGUUACAAGGAUAGCAGUAUCACAAGUUCGCCAGACGUAAAGUAAAUGAUCAGCAGUACCGCGAAGUGGGGGGAUGUGCGUAAGAGUCCCUGUACUUUACUUCUUUUUCUUUUUCUUCGCUCCCUUGCUGUUAGUUGCUUUGAUGGCCGGGGCACUUAUCUUCGAUUUCUUGUCGUCAACCUCUUUCUCCUCCUCGGGAUCAUUACCCUCUCCAUCCCCUGUCGGAACCGGCCGGCUCAGGAGCAGCAGUGGUUUCUACAGGGGGUGCUGCUGUUUCGUCUGUCGUUGGUACCACAGCAUCCACCACAUUGGCCGGCGCCUCAACUGGCGCAGGGGCCUCUUCUGUCGUUUGUACGGGAGCGGCAGGCGUAUCACCCGGUGUUGUGUCCCUACAAUGGAAGAGGGCGAGGGAGUGGAAGCGGGGAUGCGUCAGGCUUCGGUGAGGCGGAACUCUUCUUGUCAUCACCGAUGAGGAGAUUACUGAUUGAUCCUGCAAGAGAGCCGAGGCUUCCAAGAGAAGAAGUGUGUUCGGGUCGGAAGCAAGGAUGAACCAGGUCUUGGUGAAGACUUGGAACUCUUCCUGCCAUCAGCGUUGAGGAUAUUACCAAAUCCUGCGAGAGUAGAGCCGAUGCCUCCAAAAGCGGAUGCAGCUGGCAUGGACCAACUUGUUCUCACCCCCAAUCCA